AUGGCCGAAAGCUCAUCGUAUCUAGAAAAGUUCUCAGAAAGUGAUAUUCACCAAAGGAGCUAUACUCCAAAGCCCGAAGGCAGCAGUCCUGGCAAAUGGCAGAGUUUCAAAGACUCGUUCAAGCGAGCGAACAUUGAUGAAGAGAUAGACCCAGAUCUUUCCGAUAUCGAAAAAGCCAACCUUCUUACGUCAAAGCUGCCGCUUAAAAGAAAGCUAAAGUCCAGAAAUAUCACAAUGAUUGCCAUUGGUUCUUCCAUUGGUAGUGCUCUUUUCGUCGGGUCAGGUUCGGCUCUUAGUACGGGAGGACCGGGCGGUAUUUUGAUCGGAUGGACUGUUACUGGAUUGGCCAUUUUCACAACGAUGCAAAGUUUAGGAGAGUUAUCCGUGGCUUUUCCAGUCAGUGGUGGCUUCAACUUGUAUGCUAGUCGUUUCAUUGAUCCAUCUGUGGGGUUUGCCGUGGCAUGGAACUACUUCAUUCAAUUCUUGGUGUUGCUUCCCUUGGAGCUUGUGAGUAGUUCCAUCACCAUGAAGUUCUGGAAUACGUCAGUGAAUCCUGAUAUUUGGGUACUCAUAUUCUACAUUGUGGUUUGUUCGAUUAAUAUGAUUGGCGUUAGAGCUUACGGCGAGGCCGAGUUCAUCUUUUCAUUGAUUAAAGUUACUGCAGUCAUUGGUUUCAUUAUUGUCAGCAUCGUACUUGCUGCGGGCGGCGCUCCAAAUGGGGUUCAUCACGGCGCUGAAUUUUGGCACAACCCUGGUGCGUUUGCCAAUGGCUUCAAAGGUGUCGCUUCUGUUUUCGUGACUGCUGCAUUUGCAUACGCCGGUGUUGAACUUGUAGGCUUGGCUGCUGCUGAGUCCGAGAACCCAAGACGUGCCUUGCCUCGUGCCAUCAAACAGGUAUUCUGGAGAAUCUUGAUGUUCUACUUGGUUUCGCUUACCUUGAUUUGCUUCCUCGUGCCUUAUGACUCUGACAGACUUUUGGGUGCAUCCUCUGUGGAUGUCACAGCUUCUCCGUUCGUCAUUGCUAUUGAGCUGGGUGGAAUCAGUGGUCUUCCCCACGUCAUGAAUGCUGUCAUUUUGAUUUCAGUCAUUUCAGUGGCCUCCACUUCGGUUUACGCUUCAUCUCGUACCCUUACAUCCUUGGCUGAACAGGGAUUGGCACCUUCAUUCUGCGGUUACGUCGACAGAGCUGGUAGACCAUUGGCUGCCAUUAUCAUUUGCAACAUUUUCGCAUUACUAGCAUUCAUUGCAGCCAGCAACAAAGAAGGAGAAGUCUUCGACUGGCUUAUGAGUAUCUCUGCAUUGAGUUCCAUUGCUUCGUGGAUCAGUAUCAACUGGGCCCACAUCAGAUUCAGAAGAGGUCUCAAGACUCAAGGAAGAAGCACUGAUGAAUUGACAUUCGUUGCCCAAACCGGUGUCAUUGGCUCUUACCUCGGUGGAACCAUCUUUGUCUUGGUCUUGAUUGCCCAAUUCUGGAUUGCCUUGUUCCCAGUUGGUGCCGACCCAAGUGCAUACAAUUUCUUCUUGUCUUACUUGGGAGGUGUCAUUUUGGUUGUCUUUUACGUUGGGCACAAAAUCUGGAAGAGAAACUGGAUUUUGCAAUUGCCUUCCAAAAAGCUUGAUCUUGAUACUGGUCGUAGAGAGCCAGACUUGGAACUCUUGCGUGAACAACUUCGUCAAGAAAGAGCAUUUUUGCGUGCUCUGGGAAAUGUGCCUGUCGUAAUCAAUGCCAAAGUGGUGGGUGGUGGUGCAGAUAUGCAAAAGCUAUUACUGCAACUUCAAUAUGGCACCAUCAAUUCGAGGGCUCAGGUAGCCUGUCAGAUUACAGAAGCAUUGGAGAAGUAUUCUCUUUCGUCAAUUCCCGAGGUGUGGUACCUUGCCCGAGAUCUCUGUGAUCCCCAGAAUCCAAGUGCCGUGAGACGCUCGGCAUUGAAACUUCUAGUUCAAUGUAUAAAGAAAGAUGAAGAUGCAGUGAGUAGCAAGCUCAUGUUUUACUCAGACAUUGUUAGUUUCUGUACGGUUUCGGAAAACAAAAUUGAUGAAGAGUUCGACUUGUUUCUCCAGGCACUCCAGGCUCUCACCAAGGACGGCAGGGACAUACAUGAUCUUUACAUUUACGACCAGGACAGAAGCUUUGCAGAAUUCUUAUAUGGGUGCUUCAAGGUCUUGGCUGGGAAAGCUGGGAAAUACAAAGAUGGGCAGGACCCAACUCUUGUCAAAGAUAGGACAUUUCACAACAUAGUUAACCUCACCGAGUACACCUCCAACUGUGUCCAAUAUAACUAUGCGUUAACAGAAGAUCGAGCCCUUUGCUCGAUUUUAGCUGUUAUAGUAGAGCUGGGCUUUGAAACUACGAAUUCGACUAUCAUAUCUCAGUAUCUCGAGUUGAUAAAAUACGGCAUUGUAAUGAUCUCAGCUUCAGAGGAGGUGUUUCAGCCUGUCAUCAAGCUUCUUUGCUAUAUUUAUACGAGCUUCCCCCGAUUUAAGGAAGUAUGCUCUGACCUCAUAAAACAAUCAUGCGCUGAUUCGCCAACCCUGGUUAUUUCAACAUUGGGGUCAGUCAUCUACAACACGAAUGUUUUGAACUAUCGGGACAUUGAUCCUGAUGCAUCUCUGCAUUCUGAGAAGGACAAACUUCAGGAAGGCUUCCAACAUAUAUCCGCAUGCUUGGGGUCAAUCAGUAUCCUUGAGAGCGUGUUUAUCCAACUCAGCUCAGACAGAAAGAUACCAGACAUUUACGUUGCCGUCGACCAAGCUUAUGAUGACAUAGUUGAUGCGCUUAGUCUCAGAAUUGCAUUCAUUAACUCAGCUUUUCUUAGCAUGUUUGGGAGGCUUUUUGACCUGGAUGAACAUCAGCGAACGUUCUCCAAACAAAGCAUGUUCUCGAAGCUCUUUCCCUUCUACCUGUGGUAUUCAACCUCCCGUUCGAUUUUCAAUUUGCUUCGAUACAUGGAUAUCAAUUCCAGUCAAGACCAUGAAAACUGGCUCACCAUAUGUGAUUCUCUCCUCAAAAGAUACCUACAAGAAGACCUUGCGGCACCAAAGGAAGCAUUAGCGGACUUGUUCUUGAUUCACCCUUCUGCUGUAAGCCUGAGGGUUGCUUCAUUUGUGAUAGAUUUUUACAAAGAUGAAAGGCUUUGUACCGUCAUUGACAGUCACUGGAAGGGUAACUGUCAAAAGCUUCUAUCAGCGUUUUUCUACAAUACCCAAGAAAGAUCUGCAGCAAACAAAGUGAGAGCUUUGCAGACUAUCAAGGACGCUAACGAGACAUCUCUAGCAUUGUUUGAUGAUUCAAGUAUUGGCCGAACAAUAAUUCUUGAAUUAAUCGAAAGAUCUCUACUUGAGGAAGAUAAUGAGAUAGUUGAAUACUUAUUUGGAGAUUUUCUUUUUGAGUUUCUACUGUCCUCACCAACCGGCUUGUUAAAGCAGACAUUGGAAGUGUUCUCAUCUACUCUUGAUUCCAAGCCAAUACUGCUCGAAAGACAAAAAAGUGUUCUCUCUGCCAGUUCAAGAGGAUCCGGUAGAUACUUCCAGUCAUCCCUGCGUCAAUAUUCUGUUGUGUCAGAGAAGAGUGCACUGCUGCAAUUAACCCCAAAUGAAGAAGUUUUCACUCGAUUAGCGGAAACAGCAUCAAGGUAUUUCAUAACGUCUGCAUCUACGAAUCCGAGUGCUUCAGUGCUAUUCUACGAGUUUGUCAUCAAAUUCUUGCAUUUCUGCAUUGAUCAAGUACUCGUUUCACCACUGAUUGCGUUGUUAAGGAGUUUGGUCCGCUUAAGAGUUACAAACCGGGGUGUUAUUUAUUUUGCUGAAGUAACUGACAUGGGAGGCCUUGCUAGUGCUUUCAAAAGAGGCUCAUCGGAUCCAAACUUUGAUGGAAGCAAAACAAUACUUUGGGAGUAUCCGGAAAGCAAACAGUAUAUCCCGGAAACGAAUCUCGACAAACCAACCAAGGUGAUUUUGCGGUCUAAAGCUCAAGCUGAUGUCAAAGCAGGAGAAGGAGACGCAGUCUUAGAUAUUGGCCCCUGGCUAAGUGUUGUUCAGCAAAUCAUCACAGGAUAUUACCAUUGGGAAAUCUUCUCAUUUGUCUGGGCUCACUAUUGCUCGCAGUUAUCCAAUAUGGCUCUUUUUGAAAACCAAGAGGCACAUAUUCUUGAAUUGCAGAAAACAGUCUGUGACCAGCUCGUCCUUCACUUACCUACUUCAGAAGCGUUUCCCACUGAACAUACGAGCGUCACCAAAUCCGAUCUCCAGGUGGCUUUGGUUCGAAUUCUUUCAUCUUUGCUUGGGUAUCAUGCGAUCUUUAGUAAAGCAGAUGAAGAUCAAGUGGUGAGCUCUAUCAUUUUUGCGAUGGGCUCUUACGAGAGGACAGCAAUUCCAUGUAUUCAUAUAUUGAAUGUUUGCUGCUACGAGAUACCACUCUCAAUUAAAAAAUUCUUGACUGCUAUCCUUACAAGAUUACAGACUGGAGUAACAAGCUCAUUUGCCAGUCCACCAACUUUGGAAUUCAUGAUGUCAGUGAUCAGUCUGCGGACGCUCACUUCCAGCUUCACCAUUGAUGACUACAAGCGUUUCUUCGCCAUUGCCUUUAAAUACAUCCAGUACGCUUCUAUGUUGAAAGCUCAAAUGGCGCAAAAUAGGGAACUUAAAAACCAAGACGAUGUUCUUCAGCAGCAUGGCGUGGAUGCUGAGGUUGAAAAGAAAGCUUCUACUCAGAUUACUCCAAUCACCCCAAUCAUGAAUGAGUACCUUUCCCUCAUCUCCUACAAAUUGAUUGCCCGGUUGUUUCUUACAAUUAACCUCAGCGAAAGGCGAAAGUUGAGUCCUUUUAUUUUGCGGAACUUGGUUGUCGCAAACCAGAUUGAUGACAAGGAAAUCAAACACGAGCCAACGGUUGCAUUGGCUGAUUUUCUUGUGCGCUUCUCUUGUGGCGACAUCCCGCUCAAGGUUGUCACACCUCCCAAGCCAACGAAUGAUAAAGUAAAUGAAAUAACAAGCAGCUGGCUUCUAGGACGUGUCGUGUUAACAAUAUCAACGAAUUCGUUGAACGGAGAUUCUACCAUCACGGUGAGGAGACCUGCAAGUGUAGCUGUUUUCCGGUUGCAAUUGGAUCCAUCAAUGUUACAAACCACAACACAUGCUGAUGGAAGCAGAAAAAUGGUACUCAAUUCUUAUUUCUUGCUUCAGGUCAUCAAUUUUUUGGAUGUAAAGGAAGACCUAAAGCCUAUUCCGCUACUCGAUGAUGCUGCAACUUCUCGUGCAAUUGGAACACUUGACAGGACCCCAGUUGUCUCUUUUCACAAGGCUGGGGUUAUCUAUAUUGGGCCAGGCCAGUCUGAUGAAAAAGAUAUUCUAGGCAAUACUGUUGGCUCACCCAGUUAUCACAGGUUCCUCGAUCAAUUAGGAAAGCUUAUCCGCUUGAAAGAUGCAGAUUCGGUCUACGCUGGUGGUUUGGACAAAGAGAACGGAAGUGAUGGAGAGUACGCAUACAUUUGGAAUGAUACAAUCUCCCAAACCGUCUUUCAUGUUACGACGCUCAUGCCCAACGUGGCUUCAGACAAAUACCAUUCAUUCAAAAAGAGACACAUUGGUAACAACCAUGUGAAUGUUUAUUUUGAUGAAUCCGGACAUGCUUUUAAUUUUAAUAUUAUCAAGUCCCAGUUCAAUUUCCUCAACAUUGUGAUUACACCUCACACGGCGCUCCAAAGAACCGUGGGCAAUGCUGAGGCCAAGGUCUUCAAGGUCAAGACGUUUCGCCGUCACGGAGUACCCGGCAUUUUUUCCACGACCCAUUUCAAAUUGAUCUCGGCGGAACAAUUGCCCAUACUCAUUCGGAACGCCAUUUUAAUUUCCGACAAGUUUGCACAGGUUUGGCAUAAUUGCAACAACGGCGAAUAUGUUUCGAAUUGGCAACUCCGAGUCAGGCAAAUCGAUUCGUUACGGGUAAGAACGAUGCAGUUACACAGAAGCAAUCAAGAGGAACAAGAGAAACAAGGGCGUGAGAAGACGAAGGCGUUAGACGGGCCCGCCGGAGGGGCGAAUAUGUCAGCGACUGACGUCAUUUCGAGCGACAUGACAAAUUCGUUUUUGGAGCAGUUACAAGGCGGUGCUAAGGAGGGUGGCGGAGACGAUACUAUUCAAGCAAGUAACUUCAGGUAUGAGUAUGUCACUCAGGACGAUCAUGGAGCAUACCAGCGGCUUGAGUUUGGGUCAUACACCUAG
Messenger RNA from Candidozyma haemuli, 6216 nucleotides. RefSeq lists its product as uncharacterized. Gene Ontology annotation, cellular component: membrane. The record is from RefSeq and is a predicted model, not a curated record. The transcript is spliced from 2 exons. The coding region runs from base 1 to 6216 and encodes 2071 amino acids. Gene Ontology annotation, biological process: amino acid transmembrane transport; regulation of small GTPase mediated signal transduction; positive regulation of GTPase activity. NCBI's taxonomy places the organism in Eukaryota, Fungi, Ascomycota, Pichiomycetes, Serinales, Metschnikowiaceae. Gene Ontology annotation, molecular function: amino acid transmembrane transporter activity; GTPase activator activity.